AUGAUCGAGGAGAAGCUGACGUUAGCUCACCACAAAACCGAGAUGGUGUUGAUAAGCAACCGCAAGGCAGUGCAGCUGGGUUCGGUCGGAGCGUGUAUCAUAAACUCAACGCGGGAAGUUAGACAACUGGGAGUAAUGAUAAACGACCCACUAAGCUUUGAUAACUACAUCGACCACGCAUGCGGAAGAGCCGUAAAAGUGAUCUCGGCACUAUUUCGGAUCAUGACCAACAAUUGGGCGGCCAGCAGCAGUAAAAAGCGACUACUGGCAGGACCUGUAUGGGUAACGGCACUGCAGACGACGCGGAACACACCGAACUAUCUCGUCAGAGGCAGCCUACGUGCUGGAACGAUUCCCAUAAACCUUCUAUUCGAGUGUUAUAGGGGUCGUGGCACGAGAGGAGUCCGUAAACAAGCCCGAGCUGAUACCUUAAGAAAGUGCAACUUCAGGGAUAAAGCAGUAAACGGUAGAUGGACACAUCGACUAAGUCCAUACCUGUCGGUGUGGAUGAACUGA
Topomyia yanbarensis is the source of this 516-nucleotide messenger RNA. RefSeq lists its product as uncharacterized. The record is from RefSeq and is a predicted model, not a curated record. Lineage: Eukaryota; Metazoa; Arthropoda; Insecta; Diptera; Culicidae. The transcript has a single exon. Bases 1 to 516 code for a protein of 171 amino acids.